Molecule: messenger RNA, 623 nt
Organism: Pelecanus crispus (Dalmatian pelican)
Lineage: Eukaryota; Metazoa; Chordata; Aves; Pelecaniformes; Pelecanidae
Source: RefSeq, a predicted model, not a curated record
AUGGGGACCUGGGGACCCAGGGAGUCGGGGACCCGCAGGUACCUGGGGACCCAGGUGGUUGGGGAUCCAGGGACCCAGGUGGUUGGGGAGUCGGGGACCCAGGUGGUUGGGGAGUCGGGGACCCAGGGAGUUGGGGAGUCGGGGACCCAGGGAGUUGGGGAUCCAGGGACCCAGCUGGUUGGGGACCCAGGGACCCAGGUGGUUGGGGAGUCGGGGACCCAGGGAGUUGGGGAGUCGGGGACCCAGGGAGUUGGGGAUCCAGGGACCCAGGGACCCGGGUGGUCAAGGAGAUGGGGACCCGGGGACCCAGGGAGUCGGGGACCCGGGGACCCAGGUGGUCAGGGACCCGGGGACCCAGGGAGUCAGGUACCUGGGGACCCAGGCAGUUGGGGACAUGGGGACCCAGGCAGUCGGGGACCCAGCGACCCUGGCAGUUGGGGACGUGGGGACCCAGGUAGUCAGGGACAUGGGUACGCAGGGACCCAGGUGGUCAGGGACCCAGGGACCCAGGUGGUCAAGGGACAUGGGCACCCGGGGACCCAGGCGGUUGAGAACCCAGGGACCCAGGUGGUUGGGGAUCCUGGGAUCCAGGGACCCAGCUGGUCGGGGACACAGGGACCCAG